AACGAGAACAAUACGCAUUGCCCUUUAAAUGUAUAAGAAAUCCAGGAAUUCCAGUCAGAGCAGCAAACAUGAUAGAGGUACACCCACGUUAUGGCAAUCUGUCAUACACACAGACACACCUGGGCAUACUGGAAGCCAGGUGACUUAUCACCGCGCUCAGAUCAACCGACGUUUAGAAGCAGAAGCUCAAAUCCGAUAUUACAAGAGCUAAAAGUUUGAAUCGAGGAAAAAUAAAACACUAAUCGUUUCUAUCUUCUUACAGACAGACGAGACAGUAUGCCGUGUAACUGCGAUCCCUCGCGCUUCCUGCUCGGCGAAACUCCAGAACCGGACGGUGGAUUUGGACUGUGUAUCCGAGCCGAUCAUCUUGGGUUCUCCUAAAGCCGCAUAGAGACAACAUAGCGAAGGAUAUAACCUACAGGAUUUUGUUCUUGACCAGUUUGGAUUAAUUGUCUUUUGGAUACCAGAGUGAAACUGUUGCGCAAUGAGGUUGACGUGGUGGAUCCAACUGCUCCUACUGGCCAGCGGAAGUGUGUCUUCACUGGAACGAGUCACACACAAUCCAGAAAACAACGUCAUCUGUCCUCAGGCUCUAAACUGCAGGGUGAGAUAUACAGAUCCUAUCACACCACUUGAUGUGGUCUGUGGUCCUGUGUAUGUGUGUUCUCUAGCCGUGCAGCCAAAACUGUGCUGCCACAAGAAGGACUGCAAACCCUGUUUGUGGAUCAACAUCCAGCUGAGUAUUAUUCCAGAUCUCAAAGAGGAGGAGGACAGAGAUAUUGAGAGAUCAGAAUAUGAAGAGGAGAGCAGUGGGGACUGGGAUUCAGGAUGUGUUUCCAUGCCAAAUGACACAAGGGAAGAAUACUCUCUCUGUGAAGACCAGCUAGAUCAAGCUACUAUUACAAUAUGCUACCAACCAGCAGAAGUGCAGUAUGAGUGGUGCAAGAGAUUAGACUUCACAGUGACUUCUACCGCAAGCUGUAAACUUCUCAAUCUGACUCUGGUGGAGUAUAAUGAUGUUGACUUUGGCAGAACAAUGAAGAUCACUGUUGGAUCAUUCACUAAGUCACCUGAAGUUGAAUUCCCUACAUUGAAAACAGUGUGUUCCUUAUCACACCUCAAGGACAUAGAGCAGUGCAAAGGUCCUAGGGUCUCCACUGAAAUACAGGGGAGUAAGGUGCUGUUAGUCAAUGAGGAUGAAGGAGCUUCUGAACGCUUGUCCCUGUGUAUGAAACGUGGAAGAGAAGGGAGAUGCUGGCCCUUGCCAAGUAAUAACAUUCCACUGGCGUCAAUCACAGACUGCAUGUGUUUCCAGGCAUGGAAAAAUGAUUCAGUUCGUGCGGAAAUCUGUCCUUUUGAAAAAAAUACAGAAUUUAAAACCAAUGUCCUGAGCAACAUGUCAGUGUCUUUAGCCCACAUCAAGACAAAUGAUGGUAAGCCGGUGCUAAGCUGGAAUAUAACAGUGCCCUGCAGGAUAAGAGCCGAACUGUGGCCGUGUCAGCUCGAGGCAGAUGGAAAAUGCACAGAGGUUGAAGGAUUCAGACAGAAAUGCUGUAAUGAUUGGAGUGAAAACAGCACAAUACUAUGGGCAUCCGGGAAGUUUGUGAAUAUCAGGUCUCGGAAUAACCAGCAGCUCUGCGCGAUGCUUGAGGUAGAUGGAAAGAUUGUGCAGUACUGUCAACAUCCCUUGGAGCGGCAGUAUUGGAGCCGCCUUCUUCUUCUGCCGCUGAUCUUUGUUUGUCUGACUGCUUUUGGAGUAUUUCUUCUGAUGAACAAACUCAGAUGGUCGCUUAGCGAAUGGGACAGAAGAUGUCAUUCUCAAGGUACACAAGAUAUGAGGGGACAGGUGUUGUUGCUCCAUUCCUCAGCCACGGACCCACAGCUGGUGUGUGAGCUGGGCCAGUUGUUUUCUGAGCUGGGGUUCACAGUAUUUCUCGACCUGUGGAACCAAACGGAGCUUGGUACUUGCGGCCCGGCCGCGUGGCUCCACUCUAAGCUCGAUCACAUCCAAAAGCACGGAGGGAAGGCCCUUCUGGUGCUUUCUCCGACAACACUGCAGAGAGCCGAGUUGUAUUGGAAAAUUGCAGUGGAAAGACAAAGCAAUCCUGUCACAUACUCCGCAGAUAUGCUGGCUUCGGUAUUGGGCUGCAUUUUUGCUGACCGUCAGAAGCGCUGCGCUGCUCAGCGGUUCGUCCUUGUGCAGUUAGACGUUCAUGAACUUCCCAUCAAUGAGGAGCAUGACAUGCCAAAGCUAUUGAGGGGCCUGCCGCUAUAUAAACUGCCCUCACAGUCUCAGGGAUUACUUAUGGAACUGUGUCUGGAGAGCCCAAAUAACAUGAGCGGGAAGUUGAAGAAGAUGUGGUGGAUGAAAAAGGCACAGAGAAAGCUGGCCCAAGGAGUGGAGAACAUUUUUAAGUCAAGGGUGAGGACUGAAUCCAUGCUCACUCAAUUUGAUUCACUCAGCCUAGACACGGAAGAAACAGAGGAAAAAAAAUUUCUCAAAAAUGAACAGCACUGAUAUAUCAUUUACUUCCUUGUCACACCAGAACAUUGUUUGGAUUGUCAGUCAUAUUCUGUCAGUAUGGACUAAUGACAGAUAACAUGAAUUAUAAAAGUAGCAGAAGGUCCAAGAAACAUGGGGAUGCACUGUUUUUAUGAGCAUGCUUGGAAAUACUAAGGAAGUUUAGACAUGUGCCAUCAUAAAGUACCUUUGAAUACUAUGUGAAUAUGGCAUAAUGUAGACAUAUUUACAGUAACUGGCUGUUAUCUCUGGGAAUAGCUUAAGAAGGAAGUCUGCAUGUAGUCCAAAUGAGAAAAUUCCACAGUACAGACGCUAUAGGAUGUAAAGAAUUUGAUAAAAACACUAAAAAAUACUUCAUAUUCAUACUCUACAUAUAUACCCCUAUGUUUAGGUAUUUGGAAGGAAAUUUCAUCUAACUUACUGUUUUCAUCUCUGCUUUUAUUUAAUGGUUAUUUAAAUAAUGGCUUUUGGCUAACUAUAAACAAAUUUCAUAUGUAAAUAUUGCUAUUCACAUAUUUUAUAUAUGGCUGUAAUAUAUAUUUUAAUUGAACUUUUGUAAUAUACGAUACACUUGAAAUGCUCUGGUUGUACUCAAAUAUACAGUUUUGACACUA
Messenger RNA from Cyprinus carpio (common carp), 3135 nucleotides. RefSeq lists its product as uncharacterized. Lineage: Eukaryota; Metazoa; Chordata; Actinopteri; Cypriniformes; Cyprinidae. Gene Ontology annotation, molecular function: interleukin-17 receptor activity. The record is from RefSeq and is a predicted model, not a curated record.